CUGAGCGUCAAGGGAGAGAUUUUUGUCGCCGCUGCGCAAUACCAGCACAAGACCAGCGCGCUGGAAUACUACAAGUUACUCAACAACGACUGUCACAUCAAAACCGCACCCAUCUCACUAUACACACAACUUCAACACGAGCAUGUUGGCCUUCUUAUCAUCCUCGCUGCCAUCCCCCACGGUAGCAGCCAAGUCGUCACGGCCGCAGCACCUCAACUCGUUCGUGGUGCUGACCAAGAAAUCGUCGAGCCGCCGCCUCUCGCGUCGCCGUUACAGUAUCGCCAGCUCAUGCUCCACCGCCAGCAACAGCAGUGACGACGAGUCGGACGGCUCGGAUCUCGAGCCUGAGGACUGUUGCGUCCUGUACGAAUCGUACGCCGCCGUGACUAAGCGCAACAGCCAACCGGCCUCCAUCCGCUGGAGCGAUUUACAGCGCGCACAGAACGCGUCCGAGGUCGCGGACCUGCUGGCUGCGCUGCGUCUCAAGCGGCGCCACACGCGCGACGGGAAGGCUCUCGAGCUGACCGCCCUCGAACUCUGCUUCGAGUUCCUCACGGUGGACGAGCUACAGAAUGCCGCACAGGUGUGCACGGCCUUCCACGAAGUCGUCAAGGCCUCGGAGAUGUUGCUCACGGGCCAAUACAGCCGUCAGUGGCGUGCCAAGAUGCUGCCGGAGACGUACGUGAAGCUGGCCUACCGCGACCAGCUUGUGCUGUGCACUGCGCGUCGCUCAGACGCGAAUUAUGAGCUGUCGACGCGCAGCGCCAUCACCCACUUGCCCGACGGCAAGUACCGCGUGGUAAACAACUCGAUGCUACGCAAGUUUGACAAGGGCGCUGUGGACUCGAUCCGCGGCGUGCAGAAGCUGCCCGUGCUGUCCUGUGCACGCGCUCUACAGAGGAACAUCUUAUACUAUGAGGUGAGCCUCAAAGGAUGCGGAAGCGUGGGUCUCGCGUCCGUCUCCGACGCGGCGACCCGGAACGCGUUCGGCUUCGGCUCUGGAGAGCAUGUGGGCUGGAAGGGCGUGUCCUACGCCUACCACGGCAAUGAUGGCGACUUCGUCUUUAACGAUGGCGCCAAGCCGUACGGAGGCGAGUGGGGCGCCUUCGGUCCCUCGUGGGGCCGAACUACAGCCCUGUUGAACAACCAGAAGGACGACACCCCUACAUUCACGGUGGGCUGCGGUCUGGACGCCGACAAGCACCAGAUCUUCUUCACUCUAAACGGAGAGAUGGUUGGAACUGCGCCCACUGCGGUGCUGCCUGGAGAUUACGCUGCUGCUGUGUCGCUCCACGCCUUUGGUGACGAAGCUAUGAUCAAUGCUGGUGCAUCUCCGUUCCUCUUUGACAUCGAGGGUUUCUGUGCAAGUCCUUAACUCGAUCCGCCCAGGAUUAAGUUAAGGGCUUGCACAGAGGAGUUCAGAGACCCCCCACGUCGAUCAUCAUGCCGCCGUCAGUCGGCCGCUUGCGUCACUUUCUUCCAACUACAUGUGUCC
Phytophthora infestans T30-4 is the source of this 1495-nucleotide messenger RNA. RefSeq lists its product as uncharacterized. Bases 143 to 1375 code for a protein of 410 amino acids. The record is from RefSeq and is a predicted model, not a curated record. The transcript has a single exon. Gene Ontology annotation, molecular function: protein binding. Lineage: Eukaryota; Oomycota; Peronosporomycetes; Peronosporales; Peronosporaceae.